CCCGCUCCAAGCUUUUAAAACACACCCGGUGCCCAACUCGUAUAUCAGUCCCUUCUUGCUGCUGAUUCCCUUCUCAUCGCAUUCUCCAUCGUUUCAUUCCAUCUUGUUUUGUGCGAGUGCAUUGACUCGACAUUCGUUUAUUUUGCUCGGGUCGAACUUUACUCAUCAUCACCGACCAACCACCCCUCGUUUCUGUAUCAGAGCCACUCUCUCUGCCCAAUAGGAUACCCCACCGAUAAACAGAACACAUCAACAGAAGAGAAAAGGGAAGAAAGAAGACAGAAUGGGCGUCGGCCGAUUUUUCUGCGUGGCUCUGCCACUCCUCCUCACCAUUGCCUCUCUCGGCACGCUGCUCUAUGCAGUCCUCGCCGGCGUGGCCCACGAGAACGUCAGGCUGGUGCAGGUCGACCUCAGCGAGCUGAGCAUCAACCCGACGAGUAUAGGCGGCGAUCUCUUCAAGCGAGCCGACUUCAGCAUGAAGCAGACCAAGGUUGGCAACAUCACCGCAGAGGAUCUCGGCCUCCACAAGUACUACGACGUCACGCUCUGGGGAUCUUGCUCCUCCGACGACAACAAGAAGUUCACCUGCUCAAAGUCCCAGUUCGACUGGGCCUCCAAGCAGAUCAACACCACUGAUAUCCAGGAGGGCGGUGCCACCAUCACGCUGCCCAAGGACAUCAAGGACGCCAUCUCGGCCUUCCAGAAGCUCAUCAAGUGGUCCGAGAUUGUCUUCAUCAUUGCCAUCGUUGCCCUUGGCUUUGAGCUGCUCAUUGGCAUCUUCUCAAACUUCUCCCGGGCCGUUUCCUGCCUGACGUGGUGCGAGUCUGCCUUCACCACUGCCAUCAUCAUCAUUGCCGACUCUCUCGCCACUGCUACCGCCGCUGUCAUCGCCGGUGUUGUCAACGGCUCCAAGCACCUCUACGGUGCCAAGGUCCACAUCGACGGCCGCUUCCUGGCCAUCAUCUGGAUCAGCGCCGCCUUCAGCAUCGGUGCCAGUCUCUUCUGGAUCUUCACCAUCUGCUGCUGCGCUCCCGAGAAGCGCCAGAAGAGGAACCGCGACCACCACUCCGAUGGCGAGAAGCUGAUCCCCUCUGGCGGAUUUGGAUCUCGCGGAUAUGCUCCUCUCGGCGAGCAGACUGGCUACACCUCUGGCGCUCCCAAGUUCAACUCGGGCUCUGGCCGAUCUGACCUUGCUUACGAGCCUUACUCUCACCGAGCCUAAAUGGAAUUUCAAAGGGGCCUCGACUAGACGUGGUAAUUAAAACGAUAUGAACAAAAAAGGACUUUGGCGUCCUUUUGUGGUGCGGUGUGAUCUCUUUCUUUUAAAGACUUUUCAGACUAUCUGUAAGAACAAAAGAACACGAGAGAAUGGAUGCUUAGUGCUUGCUAUACUAUGCGUUUUUAUUUAACAUUCCUUUGCAUGGCGUUUGGUAUAUUUAUCAGUACAGGAUGGCUACGGGCAGUGGCACCAGCAGUUGGUGAUUGGAUACCCAAGAUGGCGGGGGAACAAUCUGUAAAUAGAGUAUAGCGGAUACACUUUUAUCAAUGACUGAACGACAAGAAAAGUUUCAAAAACUUGUUUUUGUGCCAAUUAUGUGUUUGUAAAUGUG
Molecule: messenger RNA, 1610 nt
Organism: Trichoderma atroviride IMI 206040
Lineage: Eukaryota; Fungi; Ascomycota; Sordariomycetes; Hypocreales; Hypocreaceae
Biological process (GO): fungal-type cell wall organization
Cellular component (GO): cell cortex of cell tip; plasma membrane
Source: RefSeq, a predicted model, not a curated record